Sodiomyces alkalinus F11 is the source of this 958-nucleotide messenger RNA. RefSeq names its product cutinase. Gene Ontology annotation, biological process: carbohydrate catabolic process. The transcript is spliced from 3 exons. The coding region runs from base 194 to 835 and encodes 213 amino acids. Gene Ontology annotation, cellular component: extracellular region. The record is from RefSeq and is a predicted model, not a curated record. Lineage: Eukaryota; Fungi; Ascomycota; Sordariomycetes; Glomerellales; Plectosphaerellaceae. Gene Ontology annotation, molecular function: cutinase activity.
CCCCGCCCACCUUGCUACCCUGACCAGUUGCCAACCGCUGAACUACGUCUCCGUAGAGCCAAUUGCGGUUCCCGGUCCCUCGACACCCGAGAGACGACAAGUACUAAUAGCGACGUGAUCUACUAAUGAUCUAAGGGAAAGGACAAACAAACACCCAGCCACACCGCUCGUCCCAUCCGAUCUCUCUCUCACAAUGAAGGUCUUCGCCGUCUUGAUCUCCCUGGCUAGCGUCAUCUCGACCGUAGCAUCGGCCCCGGUCGUCCCACGACAGUACGCCGGCGACACGUUCAACCAGCUGACCGAUGGCACGCCCUGCCGGAACGUUACCGUGAUUUACGGCCGCGGCACUGGCCAGCAGGGCAACGUCGGGGACCCGGCUGCCGUGGGCCCGCUGUUCUUUAACGCCCUGGCCUCGAGAAUCGGCGAGGAGAACCUGGCCGUCCAGGGCAUCACGUAUGCCGCCAACAUUCUCGGCUUCCUAUUCGGUGGUGAUGGCCCGGGCAGCAGAAGCAUGGCCAACCAUGUCAAGCAUGCAGCUGCAAUUUGUCCGGACACCAAGAUUGUCUUGUCGGGAUACAGCCAGGGUGCACAGAUCGUUCAUAAGGCUGCGGGUCUACUGUCGCAAGCCGAUGCGGACAGAGUCACGGCUGUGCUCACAUUCGGAGACCCGUUCAGCAAGCGCACAGUUGCCAAGAUCCCUGCCGACAAGGUCAAGGUUAUUUGUCAUGAGGGCGAUCGCAUCUGCGACGGAGGUAUCAUCAUCACGCCCGAACAUACGAAUUACCAGGAGGAUGCGGAUGAUGCGGCGGCUUGGGUUGCUUCGAUGGUGGCAUGAGAAGUUGCACGUAGAUUUACACGUACUCGUAUUCGUAUGUGAAGAAUAAGGGAAUAAGGUACCUUACCUUAGGUAGGGACUCGUACAGAAGGAGGAAUACUUUAACAAAAUGUAAUGACUAAU